UUCAAGUAUUUCUAGAUCGAUCCUAUUCCUGCCUACCGCUCUUGCUGGCUUUCCCAAGAGGAGUUUCAGCCGCUGUGAUCUUGGUAUUGAAUUGGAGAGAAAAUAGAUCAAAUAUGUUCAAAAUAAAUCGAUUCAUAAACCAAACAAGAACCUCCGUUCUCACUUCAAAGCAACUCUUCGUCUAUGAACACAAGCUCUUUUCUCUUCCUCCGCAGCAAUCCUCUACUCGCUUCCUCGACAUUUACCAAUUUGGGAACAAACAAGCAAUCGAGAAAGAGCGUGCUAGGCUUACCGAUGAGAUGAGUAGAGGUUACUUCGCUGAUAUUUCAGAGCUACGUAAACAUGGUGGGAAGAUUGCAGUAGCAAAUAAAGUUUUAAUUCCCGCAAUGGCGGCUGUAAAGUUUCCAAACUUGGAUGUUAGUUACCCGGAUGGUAAAACUUCAAAGCUUCCAAUCUGUUCUGGUGCAGAUAUAGUUGGUGUUGACAAAUUAGCUAUCCCUAAAGCUUCUUUACUAUGUCUCACAUUUCGGGCAGGUUCGCAGGCAAUGAUUGAUUCCUGGAGCGCACCUUUUCUUGAAGCUUUUGGUGAUUCAAACAAUAUUCACCUGUAUGAGGUGUCCUUUAUAGACUCUUGGUUCUUAUGUCUGAGUCCAAUUAAGAGGAUGCUUCUCAAGAGAAUGAGGAAAGCUGAUGUAGGGAAGAAUGGGGUCCAGAGGCAGAUUGUUUAUUCAUUUGGUGAUCAUUAUUACUUCAGAAAAGAACUUAAAAUACUGAAUCUUCUCACUGGGUAUAUUUUCCUUCUUGACAAAUUUGGUAGAGUAAGAUGGCAAGGGUUCGGACAUGCAACACCUGAGGAAUUAUCAUCUCUUCUUUCUUGCACAUCACUCCUUUUAGAAAAGUGAAAUUUGCUUGUGAAAGCAUGGCUGAGAAUGCUAAUUGCUACUGAAGUCUUUUAAGCACAAUGAGAGGAUAGGAAUUUAAACCUCUGAGGGGCCUCUGUUUUGUUGACGAGGAUUAGAGUUAUAAUUUCUGAAAGCAAUUGAUAGAAAAUAAAUAAUUGAUAACUUGUAGAGUUGAGUGAAAUAUCUUGUAAUUCUCUGAAUAAUCUUCCUAAUUUCUGUCUUUUGUUCAACAUUGGGUACCAAAUAUAGUACAUUGUAUAACAUUCUUAAGAAACAUGUUCAAUAUCAAUCAUCAACAUUAGGUGUCUCAA
Mangifera indica (mango) is the source of this 1213-nucleotide messenger RNA. RefSeq lists its product as uncharacterized. Bases 114 to 902 code for a protein of 262 amino acids. Gene Ontology annotation, biological process: mitochondrial proton-transporting ATP synthase complex assembly. Gene Ontology annotation, cellular component: mitochondrial inner membrane. Lineage: Eukaryota; Viridiplantae; Streptophyta; Magnoliopsida; Sapindales; Anacardiaceae. The record is from RefSeq and is a predicted model, not a curated record. The transcript has 8 exons.